UUAAAAUUUGGAGGCAUCUGUGAGCAUCUUUAGUGUGCAGCCAGUUUAUCAAAGUUAAGCACAUUUCCAUAAAAGAACUAUUCCAAUCAUGGCUAACCGAAAUAUACAACAAAUGAAUAUGCAAAGCAACAAUUCUCCCCAACCGACGAGACGCGGAACCGACUCCCCGGUCGCGGAGCAGACACCGGCGAACAAAGACAGCGCGGCCCCGCCGCCGCGGCAGUCUCCCGCGGCUGAGCAAACGGAAGGAGCCGCAGAAGGAAGCGGCGAAGGCCCGACAGAAAUGACCCUAGACAUUACUAGUUUUCGAAAGCCGGGUGAGAAGACGUUCACCCAGCGAUCCCGUCUUUUUGUCGGCAGUCUCCCGCAGGAUAUUCCGGAGGAGGAGUUCAAAAACAUGUUUGCUAAAUAUGGGAACGUUAACGAGGUGUUCAUCAACAGAGAGCGGGGCUUCGGCUUCAUUCGCCUGGAAACCCGUACUCUAGCAGAGAUUGCUAAAGCCGAGCUGGAUGGGACUAUUUUGAAUAAUCGACCAAUCAGAGUCCGCUUUGCCACUCACGGCGCUGCGCUCACAGUGCGCAAUCUGCUGCCUGUGGUCACCAACGAACUGCUGGAACAGGCGUUUUCUCAGUUUGGACCAGUGGAGCGGGCUAUUGUUGUGACAGAUGACCGCGGGCGUCCCACUGGGAGAGGCAUUGUGGUUGCAAACAAAGUAGCAGCACGUAAAGCUCUGGAGCGCUGCACUGAGGGAGCACUGCUGCUGACCACUACACCCUGUCCUGCCAUUGUGGAGCCUGCGGAGCACCUUGAUGAUGAGGAUGGCCUGCCUGAAAAGUUGCUGCAAAAAACUCCAAAGUACUAUAAGGAACGAGAGCAGAAGCCACGUUUUGCCCAGCCGGGGACGUUCGAGUUUGAGUUCUCGUCUCGUUGGAAAGCUUUGGAUGAGAUGGAGAAACAGCAGAGAGAGCAGGUGGACAGGAACAUCAAAGAGGCUAAAGAGAAACUCGAGGCUGAGCUGGAGUCAGCCAAGCAUGAACAUCAGCUCAUGUUAAUGAGGCAAGAUCUAAUGAGACGUCAGGAGGAGCUGAGGAGACUCGAGGAGCUUCGCAACCAAGAGCUGCAGAGACGAAAGCAGAUAGAGAUGAGGCAUGAGGAGGAGAGGAGGAGGAGAGAAGAGGAGCUGAUGAGGCACAGAGAACAGGACGACCUGAGACGCCAACCAGAUGGCUUCAAACCAAACUACAUGGAAAAUAGAGAACAGGAAAUGAGAGUGGGUGAGCUGGGCCCUCGUGGAGCCAUUAAUAUGGGAGAUGGCUAUAACCAGGCCUCUGCAGGGCCCAGUGGUAACCAAGGUCAAAUGAUGGGCAUGAGUGGAAGGGGAGGACCCAUUGGCCCAGAGGGAACAGCAAAAAUGGGGACACCAUUGAUGUCAGAGAAUGGAGCCAUGCGAAACGAUAGAUACCCGCAAGGUGGACCCAUGGGGGGCCGAACCGAUGUUGAGUCCCCAAAGCAGCAGCAGCAGCAACAACAGCAGCAGCAACCGCCGCCAUCAUUGGGCACUCAAGCUGGACCAGCUCCGGGAUUUGGAAGAGGCAGCCCAGUAGGGGGAGUCUUUGAUGGGCCAAAUAACAAGCGUCGCAGAUACUAACUCCUCAUGGUACUCAUGGAUCUGUUAUUGAGUCCUAAUUCUUGUUUUUACACUUUGCUGACCCACUACCAUCCCUGGGACUUGGAUAUGUUUGCUGGGGGAUAUGUUGUUUUUGUUUUUAUAAUUUCUGAGCCAUUAUUUUGUGAUUGAUAAAAGAACAUGUUUUUUUUUUUUAUCUAAACUGUCCACUUUUUUUUUUUUUUUUUGUCGAAUGACUUCUCUCUGUGGUCUAAAUGAAGCGGUUUGUGCGCUCAUUGUGGAGGCAACAUUUCAGAGCAUGUCGAGGGAUGCUUCUGUGGAUAGGCAGGUUUGCAGUUGCAUUGACUGCUGUUGUCUAGGAUAAAUUUUAAGUUGCUUUAAGGAAGUUUUAACUUUAAAAAAAAAAAAAAUAAGAUUACAAAAACACAAAUACUGACUUCUCAGACGGAGUGUCAAAUUUGAUAGUACUGAUAUUGAGGUUACAGUUUUCAACAAAAGAAUGUAUUCUAACAUUAAAAAACUGCUGUCCUUAGCAUGUGCUCGCACAGGCACAGUGCUUGGAUAAACAGUGAUAACUAGUGCGUGGGAAUUGCAGAGUAACUAAUGGUGUGAAAUGGUGAUAUGUUCCCUAUAAUAACUGUCAUGAUGUAAUGAUUCAGCAAUUUUCUGUUUAUUACAAGACAAUUAGUUGUGAUAAUCCCAUUUCCUUUUCUUCACCACAAAUUAGCCUGCAUGUUAACACAUUGGAGCAGGAAGCUGAUGUGAUACUGGUGGAUUUUUUUUUUUAAUUUAUAUAUAUAUAUGUCCAAACCGUAUCAAAAAUGUUUUCCUAGUUAUGAACAGUUCCCAGCUUUUGUUUUGUGCUGUUGCUAUGUUCACUGUAACAUGCUAACAUUAGCCUUUGUCAGCAUGGGAUUUUGAACGCCUCCAACAGGUGGGCUGUCAUGCUUAACAAGUAAAAUGUAACCCUUGGGAAUUUUUAUAAUUUGACAUAAGCAACUACUGAAACUUAGACAAGUGUUAAAUCCCAUUUGGUUCAAAUAUUGCACAUUAUAUGGACAAAAGUACCGGGCCACCUACACAUUACACCUACAGGAGCUGCUUGGCCAUGAAGCUCCUGGCACACAGUUUUUGUGCUGAUGUUAAUGCCAGAGAAGGUCUGGAGCUCAGCUGCAGUUGGCGACAUUUAUACACUAUGCACCUCUGCAGUCAGUGACCCCACUCUAAAAUGAAAUGGUGACUGAGUUGCUGUGGUUGUUAAACACUUCCUCUUUACAGUAAUACCUCUUACAUUUGACCGUGGGAUAUCUGAGGGAAGAAAUUUCACAAACGGACUUGUUGCCAGAUGUGUAGCCCUGUAUUUUUGGCCAUAGUGUGUGACUGUUGGUUGUUUUUGCCUCUUCUGCCAUUUUCACAACCUACAGUACCAUUAACGAAGAAGUGCCAGCAUGUUUUCAGAAUGUUGGCAUUGACUUGAGGCAGAAGUCUUAGCACUGAGAGGUAGGGAUGAAAACGAAGACUUCAUUUCCUAAGAAAAAAAGUUUCCUGAGGGUAAAUCUGUCUCUGUCCACUUAUUUCCAUAUAAUGCUUCAGUUUUUCCCGUGUUGCAUUUUGAUUGUGGUGUUUCCUUUGCAUUUUCUCUUAAAUUUUUAAUUAGAUGUUCAGACUAAUGGAGAGUGAAUGUUUCUGCAGCUCCAGUGCAUCCUGUAUUUGAUGGUGAGGAGAAAUAAAACAUUUGUAGGAGCUUGUUUCUUUGUAAUUGAAAAGUGUCUUUUUAUUAACACUUCUUACACUCAGUCAGGAUUUAUGAGGUACUCUACACAAAUUGUAUUAAACCACAUGAAUACCAGCUGACUGCUUCUUUUCCUAAUAGUUCUUUGUCCUGUUGCAGAAGGAAAUAGCUUCUAAUCAAGCAGUAUCCACUAGCAGAGCCCCAUCCACACCACAUUACCUCCACUAUGCCUGAAAGAUGGCUUCAAGCACUUGUCAGUCUUUUCAUUUGUUUUACAUCUUACAAAUGUUCUUCCAGGUCUCUUUCCCAGUUCUUUAUUUUGCUCUAUUUAGUCUUUUAAAUACUUGUCUCAAAGCUUGUUUUCUAUGCAAUGAUGUGUUAAAAGCCAUCAUCUGGAUUUGCCUGUUCAGUGUUGAUUUAGACAGUAUCGUGUUGUGGGAACCAAUUAAUGAAGCUACCGGAUGAAGACUUGUAAAGUCCUGAUUAAGCUAUAGACAUCAGUGUGUCUUCUUGCUGCUUUGUGCUCUGGUUAAAGCUGAGUGCAGGCAGUAGUACACACCAGUGUACAAAAUGUUACUUCUUUUUUUUUUUUUCUUUUUUUUAAGCCGUUUCCCCACACAGAUUACCCUUCAGUUCUGGGAAGAAGAAUAUGUACAUUUUCAAAAUUUAUAUUUUUAAACUUUCUUUUGUUUCUUUCUCUACUUUUUUUUUUCUUUUUUUCAAAGCCACAAAGAUCAGGUUUAUUGCUGCUUUAAUGAUCACAGCACUCACUAUAAAUUCAGCAUACUGAUUUGUGCAGAUAUUUCUUUUGAUAAUUAAAAAAAAAAAAAAGCACUGCUCUAAUUGUCUUCCUCAUAAUGCUAAUAAUUUGUUAGUGUCGUAUUUGCAGUCAUUUCCAUUGUAACUGCUGUUGAACUUUAAAUGGCUCCAACUCCCAACAUGAUCUCAGCUCAGUCAACACUGAAGUACACAAAGAAGCUG
Archocentrus centrarchus (flier cichlid) is the source of this 4340-nucleotide messenger RNA. RefSeq names its product paraspeckle component 1-like. Lineage: Eukaryota; Metazoa; Chordata; Actinopteri; Cichliformes; Cichlidae. Gene Ontology annotation, molecular function: RNA binding. The record is from RefSeq and is a predicted model, not a curated record.